CUGGUCCAUGUAAAGGUCAUGGCUGUAAGUCUACUGAAGUGUGUAUGCCGCAGUCACCGACUUACUCUUGCAUCCCAUUAUUUGUGCAGUUUAAUGAAAACAGACAGCGUAAAAAGACUACAACAAGUAAACCUGGACAAACUGAUAUACAAACUACAACAACUAAACCAGGACGAACUGAUAUGCAGAUGUCAAUAACUAAUCCAGGACACACUGAUAUUCAGACGACAACAACUAAGCCAGGGCAAACUGAUAUACAGACUACAACAACUAAACCAGGACAUACUGACAAACAAACUACAAGAACUGAGCCAGGACAAACUGAUAUGCAGACUACAACAACUUAGUCAGGACAAACUGACAAACAGACUACUGGAAGUUUGGUUGUACCUGUAAAUAACUUAUCUUUAAUGGGAUAGCACAUCCUAAUUUUUACGGAGAUGUUGUUUAACGAGCCCGGAAAUUUAGAUACGAUCCGGGUAAACUUAUCGAUCCUUUAAAUACACUUAUUCUAAAAGGUUGCCAAUUAAACACUAUACUUAGAUCUUUUAAUAUUGUUUUUAUUGGUAUUAAUAUUGAUUUUGUUAUCAAUAAAUUAAAAUCAACCUAAA
Mytilus californianus (California mussel) is the source of this 611-nucleotide messenger RNA. RefSeq names its product integumentary mucin C.1-like. The record is from RefSeq and is a predicted model, not a curated record. NCBI's taxonomy places the organism in Eukaryota, Metazoa, Mollusca, Bivalvia, Mytilida, Mytilidae. The coding region runs from base 45 to 347 and encodes 100 amino acids. The transcript is spliced from 2 exons.